CUCGGAAGAGCAAAUCAAUCAAUUAAUUAACGAAUAAUUAACGAAUUAACCCGAGUAUUGAUGAGCAAUCAAUCAACAGUUGUCAUCAAGGAACGAAGGAAAAUGCAGCCGGCCGGAGAAUCACGGCCGAAGGAGCAGCAAGGCUCAGGCAGGCCAAUGGUAGCAGUGUCGUCGAUUUGUUUGCAGGAUGGGAAGGGACUAAGAAAGCAGGAGCAAUUAACUGUGAGGUGGAACGUCCAAGAGCAAGCUAUCGAGGCGAGUGUUGGAUAUCCGCCAGCUUCAUCCUCGUGCGGAAAAAAACUCUUUUGGCCGCUGAACGAGCAUACGAUCACUGCAUGUGAUAUGGCGCAAGAACCUUGCAAUGAGCCUGUGGUAGCAGCUGUGGGAGAUGGGGAAAAUCUGGGAGGGGGUGGGAAGGGGUGUAAUGGAGAAACUCCUUUUCCCCUCGCUCCCUCACUUCCCCUCCCUCCCCCCCGGGAACCCCCUAAGGUCACUAAUGCAGAUCUGCUACUGGGCACACGUUCCGUCUGGCCACCUUAUGGCAUCGACACCCUACGGCGAUUUGACGUCCCAGACAGGUCGUUGACAACAACGGAUAUUCCAGGAGCAUGUCCUGCAAAGUUGCUGAAGCUGCCCUUGAAGGGAAUGGGCUAUGAUAAAUUGGACUCGAAGGAAUUCCUGGCAGUUGAGCCAUGGGUGAAGAAAUUUCCCCCAAUGUGGAUGAGGACAAAAAGACAUGUAGAUCCUGUUGAUCCUGUGUAUCAGCUCCCAAGUGGUGCCAGUGAUAUUCCAUGUGGCAACUACAAGUGCCACGUCAGCAGUGCCACGUCAGACAGUGCCACGUCUGACACAGUGCCACGUCCGACACAGUGCCACGUAAGCAGUGCCACGCCAGACACAGUGCCAUGUCAGCAGUGCCACGUCAGACACAGUGCCACGUCAGCAGUGCCACGUCAGACACAAUGCCACAUCAGCAACAUGACAGGCCUGCCGGGCCAACUGGCCAAUGAGCCCAUUGCCGACUACAAAAAGCGCUUCCAGGCUCAGCUCGUUGCAAUCGAGGCUAAGGAACAACGCCAGCUGGCAGUCAAGGCUGCCCAGCUACAGGCUGAAGAAGCGGCAACAGCAGAGAAGCUGCGGCUACAGGCCGAAGCAGACGCAGAUGCCCAGGCUCGCCGCAAGGAAGCCCAGGAUCUGCUGCAGCGGCAUGAAUCCACAAGCAUCGAAAAACUCAAGUUCUGGCACUUUGAACCAAACGGCGACGACGGAACACCGGAAGAGCAUCAUAAGGAGUUUCUCUCCAAACUCGUGACACGGUUGUUGUAUGCUUGCAACUACCAACGGUCCGAGUUGGAGAAACAGUACCAGGACCUGACGCAACAACAUCAGGAGUUGGCAAAGCUCCGCCAUACAGUGCAGAGCCAUGAGGAUGCAACUCGGGCACUCAAUGCCCGAUUGCUGGACCUGGAACAGGCUGUACCAGGACCAGCUGCUGGGGCUUCCAGCAGUGCAUCCUCUAGCCGCCAACUGCAGGAACGCGUUGACCACGUAGUGGAAAUGCUCGGCGACAUCAGCACCUUCGCUGCGCCGAUCACCAUCAACAGUCAGAUGCGUACCUUGAAGACCAAGGUCCAGCAGUUGCAGUCGAUGAAUGCGGAUGACAAUCCGAAGAUGUACAAGAUGCCAACUUUCCAACUGGACAAGUUCGACGACUACACACAGCAGGAUCCGGUCCUCUGGUGGGAAGCAUUCACAACGCAACUCAGGAUUCUGCCCGUUGCCAAGCACGCGUACAUCGGCGCCCUGUUCCUGAACUCAAAGGGCGGAUGGCAGACCUGGUUGAGCCACCUGGCAACCUCUCACGGCGUCGACGUACCGGACUUGAAGGACAAAAUCACAUGGGAGGAACUGACACGGCUGUGGAAGAAGCGGUUCAUCGUCGACGACGCGCCGACACUCGCCAUCAACCGUCUGUUCACCAUGUCACAGGGCAACACUGCAACACGGGAUUGGCUCACAGAGUGGCAGAAGAUUGCGGCGGUGCCCAAUCUGGAAUUGGCAUUCACGCAUCUUAGACGUGAGUUCUACAACAGAUCCUGCCCUGCAUUGAGCCAGGCUCUUGGUGAUCGCGAGCAGUACUCCACUUUCGCCGAGAUUAUCGACAAGGCGAGAGAGAUCAUCAAGACCAACAGGUCAAUUGCACACGAGAAAUCAACAUGGCAGCCGACCUAUGUGGAGAAGGUACGAACUGGUCCGCGACAGCAGCACUUCGCUGCAGUCCAGUCGGACAGUGGAGAUAACCCAACAGCCACUCCAACAUUAAGUGACGGAGAUCAGGUGGCUGCUGUCCAGCCGCGAAGCAACAAGAAGUCCCGCAACAAUGGGAAGGCGAAAUCCGCAUUGCAGGCCGGAAAUGGACAGCCAGUACAAGUUCCAUGGGUCAAGUUCGGCUUGACCGAGGCGGAGUACAAGCUCGGGAAACUGAGCUCCGCGGAAGGUGAGGCGACUCCACCUUCUACUCCGCCAGAUUCGGCCGCCUUGCUAGCGGCCUCCUGCACAUCUGGGGAGAACGCGAAUGUCGCAAGUUCUCGUUACACUUACGAGGACUAUGCUGUCCACUUGGUUCCACCGCUGGACCAAUCGCUCCAUGUGCAACAAUCUACCGCAUGCACGGUUUCAUCACCAUCGACAACCGAUUCGACAGCUUUGCCGCCAUCUAUCGCCGGGGAUUCAUCGUCGUGGUCAAGACUUGAGGUGCUCGACCCAUUGACGUUCACAGACCUCCAGUGGAUGCCCGUUCCCCCGACCGAACGAUUGCCGAAACAGCAUUGCAAUGUGCUCAUGGCACAACUGCGAGAUUACUUGCACAUUGCAGGACCAGCUCCGUUGAUGGACGCCGGAGUAGAGGUUGUCGACCUUCACGCUUACAUUGUGAAGAUCGACCGCGAGUUCAAGACGCAACACGAGGAUCACCCGGUGAACUUCUUCCACCGCACCGUUCACAUUCGUGAUCGGAACGGAGUACUAGUUCCAUGCACAGUGCCUCUUCCUCAUCCUUCGAUCAGCUGCCACGUGGUAUCCGCCGCAAGCAUGCGAGCUUCCAUCAUCAGAGGCGACAUCGAGGAGAUGGGGGUGUGUUUUCUCCACGCCCUCCCGCCACAUGACGCUUCAUCGACGGACUCACCUUCGGAUCCACGUAUCACCGAACUUCUCGACGCCUACAGCAACGUGUUCGAAGGCCCGCACGGAGUAGUACCAGAUCGACCCAUCCGCCACGAGAUCAUCCUCGAGGACGGGGCCGUACCUCCGCGCGGUUGCAUCUACCGAAUGAGCGAGGAAGGGUCGAGUGUGCUUCGGGCACAACUCGACGACCUUCUGGAGAAAGGCUGGAUUCGGCCUAGCUCAUCGCCAUACGAGAAUCAGGAACGCCGACCCUCUCCCACGCAUAGACGACCUUCUCGAGCGACUGGGCGGCGCCAAGUUUUUCUCCAAGCUGGACCUCAAGUCGGAUAUCACCAACUCGAGAUUCGCGAGGAGGACCGUUACAAGACCGCGUUUAAGACGCGAUAUGGGCAUUUCGAAUGGCUGGUUAUGCCAUUUGGCCUUACGAAUGCCCCGACCACUUUCCAAGCGGCUAUGACAACGGAGUUCCGACACAUGCUGGAUCGUUUCGUACUUAUCUACCUCGACAACAUUCUGGUCUACAACUGGAGUUUGGAGGAGCAUGUGGAACACCUGCACACCGUUUUGGAGCGGCUACGACAGGCCAAGUACAAAGCAAACCGCGACAAGUGCGAAUUUGCGCGGCAGGAGCUGAAGUACUUGGGCCAUUAUGUGACGCCGCAAGGCAUCCGUCCACUCGCGGACAAGAUCGAGGCCCUACGAGUAUGGCCCGAGCCCACCAACACCACGGACGUUCAGUCGCCAAAGGUGCCAUUCGUAUUCGAUGACGACGCACGCCGGUCAUUCCAAGCACUUAAGACGGCCAUGCUCAUGGCACCCGUCCUCAGCAUCUAUGACCCCACCUUGCCAACGAGAGUGACUACGGACGCUUCCGGCUAUGGCAUUGGGGCAGUCUUCGAACAGCACGAUGGCGACGACGGGCACCCUGUGGAGUAUUUCAGCCACAAAGUGCCUCCCAUCAACUCGCUUGAUGAUGCAAGGAAGAAGGAGCUACUCGCGUUCGUCAUGGCUCUCAAGCGAUGGUGGCACUUCCUCCUUGGGCGUCGUAGGUUCACAUGGGUUACGGACAACAAUCCAUUGACCUACUACAAAACGCAGGAUACGGUGAGCAGCACGAUCGGACGAUGGAUGUACUUCAUCGACCAGUGUGACUUCACACCGAAACAUCUACCCGGCCUCUCAAAUCGCGUAGCAGAUGCACUCUCGCGAAGACCAGAUCUUUGCGCUAUGACGCAUCAUGCCUUUGCAUUCGACGAGGAGCUUCAACGACACUUCAUCCGGGCAUAUGAGUCUGAUCCGGACUUCGCCACGCUGUACACACAACUAUCUUCGGAUCACCCGCCGGCCAGCCACUAUCGCAUCGCCGACGGGUACUUGCUCCUCCACUCGAGAGGCAAGGACUUACUAUGUGUCCCACGCGACCGUCGUCUUCGGACUCGCCUCCUUGGCGAGUAUCAUGAUUCGCGACUCGCCGGCCAUUUCGGAGUCAACCGCACUAUUGCACGGCUUCGACAGCGAUUCCAAUGGCCCGACCUCAUUACCGAUGUCACUCGGUAUUGCGACUCGUGCGAAGUUUGCCGACGCAGCAAACCCCGCAACCGCAAUCCCUAUGGCGAGUUACACCCGAUGCCUAUCCCAUGCGAACCCGGUCUCUCUAUUGCCAUGGACGUCACCGGUCCGUUUCCUCGCGACCGGCUCAGGCACGACGGCAUCCUCACGGUUGUGGACCGAUUGACAUUCCGAUGGGUAACGGAUGACAAUCCGUUGGUAUUCUACAAGUCGCAAGACACGAUUAACAGUACCAUUGCCCGUUGGAUGGCUUUCAUCGACCAGUUUGACUUUUUCCCCGAUCACAUUCCCGAGAAGUCAAACCGUUUUGCGGACGCCCUCUCACGGCGACCGGAUCUUUGUCCCGCAGUCUACUCUACCUUCGAGAUCGACGACGACUUGCGGGAGAGCUUCAUCCGCGGCUAUCAAGCCGACCCCCACUUUCGCGACAAGUACGCGAAUUGCUCCUCUCCGAAUCCAGUGCCUUCGCAUUAUCGGAUCCAAGAGGGCUACUUACUUGUGCAUUCACGGGGUAAGGAUCUUCUUUGUGUGCCGAAUGAUUCACACUUGCACACACGGCUUCUUGGCGAGUUUCACGAUGCGCCCGCCUCCGGACAUUUUGGUGUCAACCGUACACUUGGCCGACUUCGCCAGCGGUUCUAUUGGCCCGACCUUCUCAAGGACGCCACCCGCUAUUGUGAGUCGUGCGAAGUCUGUCGGCGUUACAAGUCACACAACCAUCGUCCGUUCGGCGAGCUACACCCAUUACCAGUGCCCCUUGGGCGACGGGAAGCAAUUGCUAUGGAUAUCACCGGCCCCUUCCCGAAGCACAAGACCGGCGUUGAUGGGAUCCUCACGGUCGUCGACCGCCUCACCAAGUACGCCAUGUUUUUGCCUUGCCGCUAUCACGCAAAGGCACCGGAGUUAGCCGAGGUCUUAUACACCGUUUGGAUUCGCUCCAAGGGCUACCCCAAGGAGAUCGUUUGCGACCGGGACACUCGCUUUCUCUCCGACUUUUGGGUCGCCCUCGUCAAGCGAUGGGGCUCAUCCUUGAAGCCGAGUUCGGCUCGCCACCCGCAAACCGAUGGUCAAACGGAAAGGGCGCAUCAGACCGCUCAAGUCCUUCUCCGCACUCUCAUCCGUCCCGACCAGGUUGAUUGGGUUGAACGCUUGCCAGACGUUGAGUUGGCUUACAACUCAUCGAUCCACCCGGCUAUCGGGAUGUCGCCGUUCGAGUUUGAGCAUGGUUCACCCAUCUCAUCGCUGCUGGACGCUACUUUGCCGCGCACAGCCGAGAGCGACGACCAUCUUGCGUUCCUUCGUCGCAUGCAAGAGAUUCUUGUCAAGGCACGGGAUUAGAUGUCGAAGACGCAAAUACGGAUGAGCCGUCAAGCCAACCGCAAUCGCCUUCCUUGCUCGUUCCGCGCCGACGAUCUGGUUUGGGUCUCCGCAGCGGAGUUCAGCCUUGAGCAAGACAUCU
Molecule: messenger RNA, 6211 nt
Organism: Chara braunii
Lineage: Eukaryota; Viridiplantae; Streptophyta; Charophyceae; Charales; Characeae
Source: the annotation of a GenBank genome assembly